AUGUCAACGCAUCAGAUGCCGUCCAGACCACUGGCCAGCCUCGUCUGGACGAUCCUCCUCAUGGCGUCUGUCCUGCCUGGACAGGCCAGCAAGAUCCUGGUGUUCCCCGUGGACGGCAGCCACUGGUUGAACAUGGAGGUGCUGGUCAAGCAGCUGCACGGCCGCGGCCACCAGAUCACCGUGGUGCGCUCGCCCGAGAGCUGGUACAUCAAGGAGCGCUCGCCCCACUACGCCCCCCUCACCGUGCGGCUGCCCCAGGACAAGGAGAUCGGCCUGGAGCUCUUCGAGCAGUCGGCCCAGCGCAUCCUGGAGGGCCGUCUGCGGGGCUCGCUGAUGGGCUCGCUGGUGGAGGUGACGGAGCUCAUGAGCAUCCUCCACGUGGCCCACCGGGCCACCUGCGCCAUCGUCUCCCUCAUGCUGGACGACCGGCGGCUGGUGCAGGAGCUGCGGGCGGCCCGGUACGACCUGAUGCUCACCGACCCGGCCAUGCCGGCCGGCGUCCUCCUCGGCCACUACCUGCGCCUGCCCAUGGUGUACAACGUGCGCUGGAUGAGCUUCGGCGAGGGGCACUUCUCCAUCGCGCCGUCGCCCGUCUCGUACGUGCCCGUGCCCGGCUCGGGGCUCAGCGACCGCAUGGGGUUCGUCCACCGGGCACGGAACAUGUUCCACUACGCCCUGAACCUCGUGCAGGAGAGGUGGCUGGUGGUGCCCAUCUACAGGGAGCUGAUUCGGAAGCACUUCCCGCCCGGCAGCGACCUCCUCAGCAUGCAGCUGACCGCCGACGUGUGGCUGAUGCGGGUGGACUUUGUGUUCGAGUUCCCCAGACCCUCCAUGCCCAACCUGGUCUACAUGGGCGGCUUCCAGUGCCGUCCGGCCAAGCCGCUGCCGGGAGAGCUGGAGGCUUUCGUCCAGAGCUCGGGGCAGCACGGGGUCGUGGUCAUGUCGCUCGGCACGCUGAUCAACGCCCUGCCGCGCGAGACCACCGAGAUCAUCGCGUCCGCCUUCGCCCGCCUGCCGCAGAAGGUGAUCUGGAGGUUCGCCGGCGCCAAGCCGCGCUCGCUGGGCAACAACACCCUGCUGCUCGAGUGGCUCCCGCAGAACGACCUGCUGGGCCACCCCAAGACGCGGGCGUUCGUGGCCCACGGCGGCACCAACGGCCUCUACGAGGCCAUCUACCACGGCGUGCCCGUGCUCGGCGUGCCGCUCCUGUUCGACCAGACGGACAACCUGGUGCGCCUGCAGGCCCGCGGGGCGGCGCGGAUGCUGGACAUGGCCUCGCUCACCCCCGAGCUGUUGGUGAGGGCGCUGAAGGACGUCCUCCACAACCCCACGUACCGCGGCAGCAUGCAGAGGCUGUCCGGCCUGCACCGCGACCAGCCCCUCCACCCCCUGGACAAAGCCGUCUUCUGGAUCGAGUACGUGCUCCGGAACAAAGGCGCUCCGCACCUCCGCUCAGAGGCCAGCGCCAUGCCGUGGUACUCCUACUACACGCUGGACGUGAUCGCUCUCCUGCUCGGGGCGCCUUUCGGGCUCCUGUGCGUCGUCGUCUUUCUGAUUCGAGCCGCGGUGCUCCGCAAAGCCAAGGGAGCGCCGCAGACCACGGCGCAACAGUCCAAGGAGGUGCCCCAAGUCAACGCCAAAGUGACUCUCAAAGCGAGCUCUAAGGAAGCGCUUCAGACCAAACCCAAGAAGCUUCAGCAAGCGCAUUCUAAAGAUAACACAAAGUCAAAAUCAGAGAGGAAGAAAGCAGAGUGA
Messenger RNA from Sardina pilchardus (European sardine), 1755 nucleotides. It is a transcript of the gene ugt5g2, whose product is annotated as UDP glucuronosyltransferase 5 family, polypeptide G2. Gene Ontology annotation, molecular function: UDP-glycosyltransferase activity. The coding region runs from base 1 to 1755 and encodes 584 amino acids. The transcript has a single exon. The record is from RefSeq and is a predicted model, not a curated record. Lineage: Eukaryota; Metazoa; Chordata; Actinopteri; Clupeiformes; Clupeidae.